GAUUUGUGGUUUUGCGUCUCACGAGUUUACACACCCAACCCAAGUACCCAACCCACAAACAUAUACUGUUUAGAUUACAGAACACCGUAGAACCAAACCAAACAUCUGUUUUUAGGUUAAAAAUCCAAUAAACAAAACAACCCGAUUUCACCCCCACUUUUCCCACAUCCCUUAAUUAGCGGUCGCCCCUCCGUCUCUGCCUGUUUCAACGGCAACCCACUUUCGUAUUUGAGCUGGGAUUAUUGUUAUUAUUCUCUACUUCUUUCGCUGCACACAUAAAUGAAUUGAAGGAAGCAAUUUGGGUCAAUAAGCGUACUGGGGGCACCCAUUCCCAUUUGUCUAUACCAACCGAGAGCGGCUAAAAUGAAUUUAGUGAGGCUAAAGUACAAGAAUAAAAGAUGGGAUAUCAUGUUUCAACGAUACAAGUAUUCAAUCGGUUUAAAUUAUCCCCAACAAACCUCUCAUCGAUCUUUAACCCAUUACUCAGUCGAAACAAACCGUUUAUCUGGUAAUAACGUUUUUAGAAGAUACUUAUCGAAUUCGUCAAAGUUGUCGGAAUCUAGUUCCACAAGAUUCCUCGCGGGAUCAUACGCAAAUUCUAGUGGUUCUUUUAGAUUUUAUAGCUCAAAGGGUGACGGUAGAAAUGCAAGUGAAAACAAGCAGGUGCCCUUGAAAGACGUGUCCGAAAUCGAUAAGGGUGUUAUCGGUAAAGAAAAUAUAAAGGCGGGUGUGAAUCCCCAUGACGCACAUGCUUGUUUAGGAGAGCAAGAUCAAAAGGAAUGGCUUCUCAAUGAGAAAUUGGCUAUCGAAAGUAAACGAAAAGAAUCACCUCUUUUAAGCAAAAGACAACGAUUCAAAAACGAGUUUACGAGGAGGAUUAUCCCAUGGGAGAAACAAACGGUUUCAUGGGAUACAUUUCCUUACUAUAUACACGAACAUUCCAAGAAUCUUUUAGUGGAAUGUGCUGCUUCUCAUUUGAAAAACAAGACGUUUACUACUACAUAUGGUUCACGGUUAGAUUCGUCUAGUGGGAGAAUAUUGCUUCAGAGUGUACCAGGCACUGAGCUUUAUCGAGAGAGAUUGAUUAGAGCACUCGCACGGGAUUUACAAGUUCCCUUAUUGAUUCUUGACAGCAGCGUUCUUGCGCCUUAUGAUUUUGGUGAAGAUAACUUGGAGAACGAAUCCGAUGAAGAACAUGGAGAAUCAGGUGAAGAGGUUACUUCUGAAUCAGACGUUGAGGACGAAGCGAGCAAUGAGGAAGAGUGGACUAGCAGUGGUGACUCGAGAUCAGAUGAUGAAGAUGUUGAGGCUCGGGCUGAAAAAGCCCUAAAGAAGCUUGUUCCUGGAAAUCUUGAAGAUUUUGCAAAGAACAUCACAGUUGUUAGGGAGAUUUCGUCCGAAUCUUCGAACCAGAAGGGUACAGAGUCUUCUGAGGAGGUAAAAGAGCCAUUAAAGAAAGGGGACCGUGUCAAGUACGUAGGGCCUUCUGUCAGUGUGGAAGAAGAUAACGUUAGUAGGUCCAUAGCCACUGGUCAACGUGGGGUGAUCUAUGAAAUUGAAGGAGAAACCGUUGCGGUUAUCCUAGAUAGUGCAGAAGACAAGCCAAAUGAUGCGAAGGAUAACGAGAAUCUUGAGCAAUCUGCCACAUCAUCAAUAUUCUGGCUUUAUACGAAGCAUGUCGAGCGUGAUUUCGAUACUGAAGCUGAAGACGGUUAUAUUGCGAUGGAGGCAUUAUCCGAGGUGUUAUCGUCUGUGCAACCUCUUAUUGUGUAUUUCCCAGACUCAUCUUUGUGGUUGUCACGCGCUGUUUCCAAGUCAAACCGUAAAGAAUUUGUGAAUAGACUUCAAGAAAUGUUUGACAAGAUAUCCGGGCCUGUUGUUUUAAUAUGUGGCCAAAACAAAGCUGCAACUGGAUCAAAAGAAAAAGAGAAAUUUACUAUGAUUCUUCCAAAUCUGGGCCGCCUUGCGAAAUUGCCUCUUUCUUUGAAGCGACUUACUGAAGGACUGAAGCCCGCAAGAAGUUCAGAGGACAAUGAGAUUUACAAAAUAUUCACUAAUGUUAUGUGUCUACAUCCUCCAAAGGAGGAAGAUCCUCUUAGAGUAUUUAAUAAACAAAUCGACGAAGACAGACGGAUUGUUAUAUCACGAAGCAAUAUAAAUGAAUUGCAAAAGGUUCUUGAGGAAAAUGAGCUAACUUGUGUGGACCUUUUGCAUGUAAAUACUGACGGAGUGAUACUGACGACAAAGAAAGCGGAGAAUGUCAUUGGGUGGGCUAAAAAUCAUUACUUAUCAACGUGCGAGCUUCCUUCCGUCAAGUCGGAUAGAUUGAAUUUGCCCCGUGAAAGCCUUGAAGUUGCAAUUUUGAGACUAACUGAGCAGGAAUCGAUAUCCAAGAAGCCUGCACAGAACUUAAAGAAUCUUGCUAAGGAUGAAUACGAAAGCAACUUCAUUUCAGCAGUUGUUCCUCCUGGUGAAAUUGGUAUUAAAUUUGAUGAUAUCGGUGCUCUUGAAGAUGUGAAGACUGCAUUACAUGAAUUAGCCAUUCUUCCAAUGAAAAGACCCGAGCUUUUCUCCCAUGGAAAUCUAUUGCGGCCUUGCAAAGGAAUAUUGCUUUUUGGGCCACCUGGAACCGGGAAAACGCUUCUUGCAAAAGCACUUGCAAAUGAAGCAGGAGCUAAUUUUAUCAGCAUAACGGGGUCCACCCUUACAUCUAAGUGGUUUGGUGAUGCUGAAAAACUUACAAAGGCCCUCUUCUCAUUUGCCAGCAAAUUGGCACCCGUAAUCGUGUUUGUUGAUGAGGUCGACAGUUUACUCGGUGCCCGUGGUGGCGGAUUUGAACAUGAAGCUACCAGAAGAAUGAGAAACGAGUUUAUGGCAGCGUGGGAUGGAUUGAGGUCAAAAGAUAGUCAACGGAUUCUCAUUCUUGGUGCCACAAACCGUCCUUUCGAUCUUGAUGAUGCCGUCAUCCGUCGGUUACCACGAAGGAUAUAUGUGGACUUGCCUGAUGCUGAUAACCGAUUGAAGAUACUGAAAAUAUUUCUUGCUAAAGAAAACAUAGAACCUGAUUUUGAUAUACGAGGUCUCGCCAAUGCAACUGAAGGAUAUUCGGGGAGUGAUUUGAAGAACCUUUGUAUUGCUGCAGCGUAUAGACCUGUUCAAGAACUUUUAGAUGAGGAGAAAAAAGGAAAGAAAUACGACAAGACGCCAGCGUUAAGACCGCUUAAUUUGGAUGAUUUCAUUCAAUCCAAGGCCAAGGUGGGGCCAUCCGUGGCUUAUGAUGCUGCAAGCAUGAAUGAACUCAGAAAAUGGAACGAGCAAUAUGGAGAAGGCGGAAGCAGGAAAAAAUCGCCGUUCGGCUUUUAACGCUACCAACGAUAUCGGUUUUGUUCGGGAUUGUUAAAGAUAGAAGAUAAUGUAGGCGGUAACCUUAGCAUCCACAAUCUUUGUACUUGUUAUCAUUGGGAGAGUUGCUUCUGGUCAAAUCAACUGUAAUAGAAUGAUAGAUAGCAGCUGAUAGCAAUGUUCUUAAACAAUUUCCCAUUUAUUACAAAAGAUUUUAUCUUUACCAUAAAA
Helianthus annuus (common sunflower) is the source of this 3573-nucleotide messenger RNA. RefSeq lists its product as uncharacterized. Gene Ontology annotation, molecular function: ATP binding; ATP hydrolysis activity. The record is from RefSeq and is a predicted model, not a curated record. Bases 364 to 3363 code for a protein of 999 amino acids. Gene Ontology annotation, cellular component: mitochondrial outer membrane. Lineage: Eukaryota; Viridiplantae; Streptophyta; Magnoliopsida; Asterales; Asteraceae. The transcript has 23 exons.